GAAGUAAUUAGUUGUGUGUAUGAAAUUUUCUAUAUUUCAAUAACCAGAUAGCUUAUUUUGAAUUCAAUUUCAUAAUAUAAAUAUGUUUAUUAAUAAAAUUUGCACCGAAAUAUUGUUUUGUUUUUUAAUAUUUGUCAGUAUAUCUCAAGCCCUUUUUAUCUUUAAAGUUUUAAAAACAAUAAGGUGUAUGAAAAAUAGAGAACUUGAACUCAUUAAUACGUACAUAAAUGAACCACCACCUGAUACAGUACCACCAAAUAGUUUUACAAUAUACCAAGAUGUAACACACCAUAUGAAUUUAACGCUUACGUUAACGACUUUUACGAAAAAAAAUAAAACGUGGGAAUAUGUACGAUCAUUAUCAGGAAAAACUAUAAAUUUUUGUACAUUUGUAAAGUAUGAUGUUAUAAUGAUGCCUAUCCUAAGGAAAUUUAUAUCAUUUCCUCACGAUUGUCCAUUGAAAAAAACUUCUCAAAUAAUAAGUAGAAAUCAACUAGAACCAAUGAUAAGACCAGUGAUGUAUAUUGGGUGUUGGAAAUUAAAAAUUGAGUACACAGAUUCAAGAAAAAAUAUUAGGGGAUGUUACAAUAUCAUAUGUUUACAAUCAACGGAAGCUCAACUUGAAACUGAUUUAAAAUCAUGUUAUUAAUGUGUUUAACAUGUUCAUGAACAUAUUCAUUGUAACUUUGAAACCUAAAAAUUACUCAACAAUAUUAAUAAAUUGAGGAAUACGUAAAAAAAUCUCGUUUUAAUUCAGCAGUGAUUUUAUUAUAAAAAUA
Molecule: messenger RNA, 779 nt
Organism: Daktulosphaira vitifoliae (grape phylloxera)
Lineage: Eukaryota; Metazoa; Arthropoda; Insecta; Hemiptera; Phylloxeridae
Exons: 4
Coding region: 83-649 (188 amino acids)
Source: RefSeq, a predicted model, not a curated record